Molecule: messenger RNA, 2246 nt
Organism: Sinocyclocheilus grahami
Lineage: Eukaryota; Metazoa; Chordata; Actinopteri; Cypriniformes; Cyprinidae
Product: villin-1-like
Exons: 17
Coding region: 1-2184 (727 amino acids)
Biological process (GO): barbed-end actin filament capping; regulation of lamellipodium morphogenesis; actin polymerization or depolymerization
Cellular component (GO): lamellipodium; cytoplasm; actin cytoskeleton
Molecular function (GO): actin filament binding; phosphatidylinositol-4,5-bisphosphate binding
Source: RefSeq, a predicted model, not a curated record
AUGACCCUGACGUUGUUGACAGGAGUCAUCCCAUACAAAAAAGGUGGAGUUGCAUCUGGGAUGAAACAAGUGGAGACGAAUACGUACAACAUUCGCAGACUGCUGCAUGUGAAGGGAAAUAAGCAUGUGGUUGCCGGAGAGGUGGAAAUGAGCUGGAAGAGCUUUAAUCAAGGUGAUGUGUUCCUGCUGGACUUGGGGAGUCUGCUCAUUCAGUGGAAUGGACCCAAGAGUAACCGGAUGGAGAGGUUAAGGGGAAUGAACCUAGCGAAGGACAUUCGGGAUCGAGAAAGGGGUGGUCGAGCACAAGUGACUGUAGUGGAAGGAGAUGAUGAGGUCUCUUCAGAAGAAGCAAUGAAAUUGAUGAUUCAGGCAAUGGGGGAGAAAAAACAAAUCAAAGAUGCCAUCCCAGAUGAAAUUGUGGAUGAGAAACUCAAGACUGCCAUUAAACUCUUUCAUAUUUCAGAUUCUCAGGGGAACCUUGUAGUGCAGGAAGUGGCAGUGAAACCUCUCACACAAGACUUACUGAAAACUGAGGACUGCUAUCUGCUGGAUCAAGGUGGAAUAAAGAUCUUUAUCUGGAAGGGCAAAAAGGCAUCAAAAACUGAGAGAGCAGAAUCUCUGAAGAAAGCGGAGGCCUACAUAAAGGCAAAAGGAUAUCCUACAUCCACCUACAUAGAGACAGUAAGCGAAGGAGCAGAAUCAUCAGUGUUCAAACAGCUCUUCCAGAAGUGGACGGAAAAAGGACAGACAGUUGGAUUGGGCACCACUCACAGUCCAGGGAAAAUAGCCAAGGUUGAGCAAGUCAAGUUCGACGCGACCUCAAUGCAUGCCAGACCUGACUUGGCGGCACAGCAGAAAAUGGUGGAUGAUGGGUCGGGCGAAGCCGAGGUAUGGAGAAUAGAGGACAAUGAGCCCGUCCCUGUGGAGAGGAAGUGGCUUGGCCACUUCUACGGUGGGGACUGUUACCUCAUUCUCUACAAAUAUGAAGUCAACAGCAAACUACACUACAUUCUGUACAUGUGGCAAGGCCGCCAUGCAAGCACAGCGGAGCUGACAGCUUCUGCAUAUCAGGCUGUGAUCCUGGACCAGAAGUACAACGGAGAACCAGUACAGGUCCGCGUUCCCAUGGGAAAGGAGCCUAUGCACCUAAUGGCCAUUUUUAAGGGCAAAAUGGUUGUUUAUGAGGAAGGAAGUUCCAGAGAAGGCUCCUCCCAUUCUCAACCAUCAGUAAGACUGUUUCACAUCCAUGGAACAAAUGAGUUCAACACACGUGCUGUUGAGGUGCCUCCACGCUCAUCUUCUCUGAACUCCAACGAUGUGUUUGUGCUCAGCACAGAUAAGUGCUGCUACCUGUGGUACGGCAAGGGCUGCAGUGGAGAUGAGAGAGAGAUGGCCAAAUCGCUGGCUGACAUCAUCUCCAAGAGGGAGAAGAAUGUUAUUGCAGAGGGUCAGGAACCAGCUGACUUCUGGGUAAACCUUGGUGGAAAAUCACAGUAUGCCAGCAGCAAAAGACUUCAGGAUGAGAACUGCAAUAUCACGCCCAGGUUGUUUGAGUGCUCCAACCAGACAGGUCGCUUCAUAGCAACAGAGAUUACAAACUUUAACCAAGAUGACCUGGAUGAGGAUGACGUGAUGUUGCUGGACAUCUGGGAUCAGGUGUACCUGUGGAUUGGCAAAGGUGCCAAUGACAAGGAGAAGCAUGACGCAGUGGUUACAGCACAGGAAUAUCUGAAGUCCCAUCCUGCAGGGCGUGACCUGGAUACACCAAUUCUAGUGGUGAAGCAAGGGUUUGAGCCGCCCACUUUUACAGGCUGGUUUCAAGCCUGGGACCCACAAAAGUGGAGUAGUGGGAAAUCCUAUGACCAGCUGAAAGCAGAGCUUGGCACUGCAACUGAUCUCAUCAAAAUUACUGUGGAUCUGACCAAACCAACCACAAACCAAACCAACUCAACUAACUCAACUCAAGGGGGUAACUUACCCCGUCCUGUCACAGAAACCUUCCCUCCAGAGAAGCUGGUGAACGUUCAGACAGAAGACCUGCCUGAUGGAGUCGACCCCACAAGAAAAGAGGACUACCUCUCAAACGACGACUUUAAACUGAUCAUGGGGAUUUCUCGGAUUGAUUUCUAUGGCCAGCCGUCCUGGAAGCAGCUGAACCUGAAGAAAGAAAAGGGACUGUUUUAAAUACAUUCCUGUUCUGCGAAACAGACCUCUCAUGCUAAACUGUAUGAAUGCUAGUAGUGGUG